Molecule: messenger RNA, 675 nt
Organism: Camelina sativa (false flax)
Lineage: Eukaryota; Viridiplantae; Streptophyta; Magnoliopsida; Brassicales; Brassicaceae
Product: protein PLASTID TRANSCRIPTIONALLY ACTIVE 7
Biological process (GO): plastid transcription
Cellular component (GO): plastid-encoded plastid RNA polymerase complex
Source: RefSeq, a predicted model, not a curated record
CUAUCUAUUCUACUGUACAGUGGUGAAACCAUGGCUUCGUCUUCCUUCACCUGCUCUUCGAUUUUAUCUAUUGCUGAUACGAGAAGCGUGAACUUGCGCUGCACAUUUCAGUCUCAGGUCUCUUGUGGGAUUCGAAGAGAUGAUAACGGGCGCCGUGUUUGGCGGAGGAGAACAUUGACGAAGAAGGAUGAUAUGUUGCGUUACAAAAUGCAAAGAGUUCCGUUUGUCGAAGAGCAAGUAAGGAAGAUAAGAGAAGUUGGCAAGGUAAUGACAAUGGACAUAGAGCAGCUUCUUUUGAGGGAAGACAAUCGGUUUGAAUUUGUCAACAGCGUAGCAGCUGAAGCGACAGAGUACGUGGAAAAGAACAGAGACGAAUACGGAGGUUCCAAAAAGGCCAUCUUUCAUGUUCUGAGUAAUCGUGUGAACGAUCUCGGGUUUGAUCGCCCUGAGGCUUAUGUAGAAGCUGAUCCUUACAAACCCGGUCCUGGCUAUUUGUUGGAGUACUACACAUAAGAUACCAAUAUAUAUAUAUAUAUAUAUAUAUAUAUAUAUAUAUAUAUAUAUAUAUAUUCUCACAGCUUUGUUGUUGUAUUACCAAAACCAAAUCUCUAUGCAUUCACAGCUUUAUUGUUUUGUAGUUAAUAUUGGUAGAACAAAAUCUUUAAAUCUGUUUAA